Messenger RNA from Vitrella brassicaformis, 886 nucleotides. Lineage: Eukaryota; Vitrellaceae. The record is from the annotation of a GenBank genome assembly.
UCACAUGAUCACAAAUAUGCGGACAGAAAUCCGGCUCCGCCUCACGCUCUCCAUUGCCGCCACUGGUGGCUGCUGCUGCUGCCAUCCUGAACCGAUACACAUUCCACACACAUGCGAUGUCUGCUUUCAUUGCAAUGGCCCGCCGUCAUACUGGUUCUAAAGGUGCUCGCUCUGUCCGUGCCCCUGUCUCUGUCUUCUUGGCCUCCACCUGAGCACCCGCACACACCAACUCCAACGACAGACACUGCAGACGCAUAUCCGCGGAUCACACACCUGCCGCUGUAGGUCCCGUCUGUGUGCCCAGGUGCAAACUGCAACUCCUCAAACUGCACCACACACGUGUCCACGCCAAACACAGAUGGACAGAGAAUGUGUCUUUUUCUGUAUCAGUCGAACUUUGUCUUGGCUGCUUACCUCGUCACAGCGAUGCCGGCGUCUUCAGUAAAGUCGUUUUUGAGACCCACAGCAGCAGCAGCACUGAUGGACGAGGAGACUCCCCUCGUGCCUCCGAUACUUACGUAGCUGAGCCCCCCUGAGCAGCGGAUCGGCCGAUACCACACAUACAGACACAUGCAGACUGCAGACAGACAGACAGACAUGGGUUUACCUACUCUUUCUUGCAGGUCAGGCAAGGUCAGCCGUUUCAUGCGAUGUCGGCCUCCUCGUCCGUGAUGACCCCGGGCAAAAAGCCGUGCGCAAAGGUGCACUGACCACACACCCGCACUAUUAACUCCUCAUUUGUUUCCGGUGGAGGCAGUGGUUGGGGUGCAUCCACUGCCUGGAGGCCGGUAGAGGUGGGGGGGGCAGCGCGUCAUCCAAGGCAGUGGCCGCGCUUCCCUGCGCACGUCUCCCAUCAGCAGCCACAGCCUUCCGUACUCGUGCCCAG